AUGUUCAAGGACUCCACCAGCUUGGCGCAAACCAUCCAAACCUACGCCCGGACCAAGCAGCUGCACAGAGGCAAAGAGCUCCACGCUCAGCUCCUCCGCAACGAGUACCCACUUUGCAUCUUUCUCGCCAACCAUCUUCUGAACAUGUAUUCCAAAUGCGGGGAGGUCGACUAUGCACUCAAAUUGUUCGACACAAUGCGGCAGAGAAACUUGGUUUCUUGGACGGCAAUGAUAACUGGGUUUUCUCAGAACUUGAGGUUCUCGGAGACUUUAGAAACGUUUUCCCAGAUGAGGGUUGCCGGAGAGAAACCAACCCAGUUUGCAUUUGCAAGUGUUAUAAGAGCUUGUGUGUUUCUCGGGUCGAUUGAGAUCGGGAGGAUGAUGCAUUCUCUUACUUUGAAGUUGGGGUUGGCUUGUGAGUUGUUUGUGGGUAGUAAUUUGGCGGAUAUGUAUUGGAAGUGUGGGGUGACGGUUGAUGCUUGUAAGGUUUUUGAGGAGAUGCCGUUUAAGGACGCGGUAUCAUGGACUUCGAUGAUUGAUGGGUAUGCAAAGAGUGGUGAUUCUGAGGCAGCUUUACUAACUUAUAAAAGGAUGAUUGUUGAUGGGAUUGUUAUAGAUCAGCAUGUUCUUUGUACUGCCUUAAAUGCUUGUUCUGCGUUGAAGGAUUGUAAGUUCGGAAAGUGUCUUCAUUCGACCGUUCUAAAGUUAGGACUUCAAACGGAGGUUUCAGUGGGCAACGCUCUGACUGAUAUGUACGCGAAAGCAGGAGAUAUGGAAAGUGCUUCAGAUGUGUUCCGGAUUGACUCUGAGUGUAGAAACAUUGUGUCUUCUACUUCUCUGAUCAAUGGUUACGUUGAGAUGGAUGAAAUCGAGAAGGCUUUUAGUUUGUUUGUUGACUUACAUAGUUGGGGAGUUGAGCCUAAUGAGUUCACUUUCUCUAGCUUGAUCAAGGCUUGUGCCAACCUAGCUGCACUUGAUCAAGGAAUCCAGCUUCACGCUCAGGCAAUUAAACUUAAUCUCGAUAGACACCCUUUCAUUUCUACUGUUCUUGUUGAUAUGUAUGGAAAAUGUGGGUUGCUUGAUGAUUCGACCCAAGUGUUUCAUGAGAUAGCAAACCCGAAUGAAGUUGCAUGGAAUUCAUUGUUAGGCGUGCUUGCUCUUCAUGGAUUAGGAAAAGAAGCCUCGGAAACAUUUAAUAGAAUGGUACAAAGAGUGAAGCCGAACGCAAUAACAUUUAUCAGUCUUUUAAUAGGGUGUAGCCAUGCUGGAUUGGUAAAGGAUGGUUUAAAUUACUUUUAUUCUAUGGAGAAAACAUAUGGAAUAGUUCCUAGAGAUGAACAUUACUCUUGUGUUAUUGACUUGCUUGGCCGGGCUGGAAGGCUUAAAGAGGCUGAAGAAUUCAUAAACAGCAUGCCAAUUCAACCAAAUGCUUUCGGGUGGUGCUCUUUCCUUGGAGCCUGCAGGAUUCACGGUGAUAAGGAGAGGGGAAAACUGGCAGCAGAAAAACUGAUGCAUUUAGAACCUGAGAACAUCGGAGCACAUAUUCUGCUGUCGAAUAUAUAUGCUAAGGAGCAGCAAUGGGAAGAUGUGAGGAGUGUAAGGAAGAUGUUGAGAGAUGGCACCAUGAAGAAAUUGCCAGGGUAUAGUUGGGUUGAUGUUGGAAACAAAACGCAUAUCUUUGGAGCCGAAGAUUGGUCCCAUCCUCAGAAGAAAGAAAUUUAUGAAAAGCUUGAUACUCUUCUUGAUCAGAUAAAGAAAGCUGGAUAUGAUCCACAAACAGAUUCGAUUCCACAUGAUAUGGAUGAUACUGAGAAGGAAAAGGUUCUUCACCAUCACAGUGAGAGGAUAGCGAUUGCAUUUGCGUUAAUAAGUAUGCCGGCUGGGAAGCCGAUCAUUGUGAAGAAAAAUAUAAGGGCGGGCAGUGUUCAUGUGGAGAUUACUGGUAGUGUUUUGGAAGCUGAAGCAUUAGUCAAGGGAUUUACUGGGCAGAAGCCAGAGCUUCAAAAGCUAACUGCAGGGUGA
This is a messenger RNA of Pyrus x bretschneideri (Chinese white pear), 2022 nucleotides long. Its product is annotated as pentatricopeptide repeat-containing protein At4g21065-like. Gene Ontology annotation, biological process: RNA modification. The coding region runs from base 1 to 2022 and encodes 673 amino acids. Lineage: Eukaryota; Viridiplantae; Streptophyta; Magnoliopsida; Rosales; Rosaceae. The transcript is spliced from 2 exons. Gene Ontology annotation, molecular function: protein binding; zinc ion binding; RNA binding. The record is from RefSeq and is a predicted model, not a curated record.